AUGUUCUGCAAGCGCGUUGCCAUGGGCCUGUUGGCCGCCGCUGCCGCGGUUUCCGCCAGCGAUGUCACCCAGUUGAAGAAGGAUGACUUCAACGACUUCAUCAAGACCAACGACCUUGUCCUUGCUGAGUUCUUCGCUCCCUGGUGCGGUCACUGCAAGGCCCUCGCCCCCGAAUACGAGGAGGCCGCCACCUCCCUCAAGGAGAAGAACAUCAAGCUCGUCAAGGUCGACUGCACUGAGGAGGCCGACCUCUGCCAGGAGUACGGCGUUGAGGGCUACCCCACCCUCAAGGUCUUCCGUGGCCCCGAGAGCGUCUCCCCCUACUCCGGCCAGCGCAAGGCUGCUGCCAUCACUUCCUACAUGGUCAAGCAGUCCCUGCCUGCCGUCUCUCUCCUGACCAAGGACACCCUCGAGGAGUUCAAGACCGCCGACAAGGUCGUUCUCGUUGCCUACAUCGACGCCUCUGACAAGGCCUCCAACGAGACCUUCACCAAGGUCGCCGACAAGCUCCGCGACACCUACCUCUUCGGUGGCAUCAACGAUGCCGCUGUUGCCGAGGCUGAGGGCGUCAAGGCCCCCGCCAUCGUCCUCUACAAGUCUUUCGACGAGGGCAAGGCCACCUUCACUGACAAGUUCGACGCUGAGGCCAUUGAGACCUUCGCUCAGACCGCCGCCACCCCCUUGAUCGGUGAGGUCGGCCCCGAGACCUACUCCGGCUACAUGUCUGCCGGCAUUCCCCUCGCCUACAUCUUCGCCGAGACCCCCGAGGAGCGUGAGGAGCUUGGCAAGGACCUCAAGCCCAUCGCCGAGAAGUACCGCGGCAAGAUCAACUUCGCCACCAUCGACGCUAAGGCGUUCGGUGCCCACGCCGGCAACCUCAACCUCAAGACCGACAAGUUCCCGUCGUUCGCCAUCCAGGAGACUGUUAAGAACCAGAAGUUCCCCUUCGACCAGGACAAGAAGAUUACUCACGACGGCAUCGCCAAGUUCGUCGAGGACUUCUCCAGCGGCAAGAUCGAGCCCAGCAUCAAGUCUGAGCCCAUCCCUGAGUCUCAGGACGGCCCCGUCACCAUCGUUGUCGCCAAGAACUACGAGGAGAUUGUCCUUGAUGACAAGAAGGAUGUCUUGAUCGAGUUCUACGCUCCCUGGUGCGGUCACUGCAAGGCUCUGGCCCCCAAGUACGACCAGCUUGGUGAGCUCUACGCCAAGUCCGAGUUCAAGGACAAGGUUGUCAUCGCCAAGGUUGACGCCACUACCAACGAUGUUCCCGAUGAGAUCCAGGGCUUCCCCACCAUCAAGCUCUACCCCGCCGGUGCCAAGAAGGACGCCGUCACCUACUCCGGCUCCCGCUCUAUUGAGGACCUCAUUGAGUUCGUCAAGGAGAACGGCAAGUACAAGGCUGAGGUCUCCGUCAAGGAGGAGGGCGCCGAGGAGAGCCAGGCCGCUCCUGCUGCCACCGAGUCUGAGAAGAAGGAGAAGGCCAAGGAGACCAAGGAGGCCAAGAAGGAUGACGACCACGAUGAGUUGUAA
This is a messenger RNA of Colletotrichum karsti, 1530 nucleotides long. Its product is annotated as protein disulfide isomerase. Gene Ontology annotation, biological process: protein folding; response to endoplasmic reticulum stress. Gene Ontology annotation, cellular component: endoplasmic reticulum. The record is from RefSeq and is a predicted model, not a curated record. The transcript is spliced from 2 exons. Gene Ontology annotation, molecular function: protein disulfide isomerase activity. Bases 1 to 1530 code for a protein of 509 amino acids. NCBI's taxonomy places the organism in Eukaryota, Fungi, Ascomycota, Sordariomycetes, Glomerellales, Glomerellaceae.